AUGGAUGCAACAUCAAUAAUCACACAAGUCUCACGCGACGAUGAGCAGUUGAACGUGUGUGCAAAUGAGAAAGACGAUGUCGAACGCUUAAAACCACCAAAACGCGGCUUCUUUCAAUCCUUUCUAUGCUGCUGGCGACGUAAUCGCACGAAAACCAAUCAAAAUGGCACAUCAAUCGAUGGUUCCACAACACCGCCACCAUUACCGGACCAACAAAGGUACCUACUACCUCAGGUUAGGCACUCGGAUAUGCAUAAAAAAUGCAUGGUCAUCGAUUUGGAUGAGACAUUAGUGCACAGUAGUUUUAAGCCGAUUCCAAAUGCUGAUUUUAUUGUACCAGUGGAAAUUGAUGGCACCAUACAUCAAGUUUACGUACUCAAAAGGCCCUACGUCGAUGAGUUCCUGCGAAAAAUGGGCGAAUUGUACGAGUGUGUUUUAUUUACAGCAUCACUAGCCAAAUAUGCAGAUCCCGUUGCCGAUCUAUUAGACAAAUGGGAUGUAUUUCGUGCAAGACUGUUUAGGGAAUCGUGCGUUUAUUACAGGGGAAAUUAUAUUAAGGAUCUAAAUCGUCUUGGACGUGAUUUACAAAAAAUCGUCAUUGUCGAUAAUUCACCAGCGAGUUAUAUAUUUCAUCCAGAUAAUGCGGUUCCUGUAAAGUCAUGGUUUGAUGACACAAACGAUUCCGAAUUACUUGAACUGAUACCGCUGUUUGAGAAACUUAGCAAAGUCGAUUCUGUAUACAGCGUUCUGUGCAAUUCCAACAAUCCACUGAAUAGUGUUGCGAAAAUGUAA
Molecule: messenger RNA, 792 nt
Organism: Rhagoletis pomonella (apple maggot)
Lineage: Eukaryota; Metazoa; Arthropoda; Insecta; Diptera; Tephritidae
Product: phosphatase Herzog-like
Exons: 5
Coding region: 1-792 (263 amino acids)
Molecular function (GO): RNA polymerase II CTD heptapeptide repeat phosphatase activity
Source: RefSeq, a predicted model, not a curated record